GAGCCGGGCCGGUGUCUUGGGCACCCGCUCCCCGGUGAGCACCCGCCGGGGCGGAGGGCGAUGUCUGCCGGGGCCCGCCGCGGUCCCCGGGGCAGCCGGGCGCAGCCGCUCGCGCCCCUCUGGUGCUUCUCGGCCGCGCUGGGCGUGCUGUGGACCCCCGGCUCGCAGGCGUUCAACUUGGACGUGGACAAGCUCACGGUGUACAGCGGCCCCGAGGGCAGCUACUUCGGCUACGCGGUGGACUUCCAUAUACCUGCCGCUCGCACAGCGAGUGUCUUGGUGGGGGCGCCCAAAGCCAACACCAGCCAGCCAGACAUCGUGGAAGGGGGAGCCGUCUAUUACUGUCCUUGGCCCAACGAGGGGUCUGCGCAGUGCAAGCAGAUACCGUUUGACAACACCAACAACAGAAAGAUCAGAGUUAAUGGAACCAAGGAACCUAUAGAAUUUAAAUCCAAUCAGUGGUUUGGAGCAACAGUGAAAGCUCACAAAGGGGAAGUUGUGGCCUGUGCCUCUCUGUAUCACUGGAGAACUCUUAAACCAACACCAGAAAAGGACCCAGUUGGCACUUGCUAUGUAGCGAUCCAGAAUUUCAGUGCGUACGCAGAGUACUCUCCCUGUCGGAACAGUAAUGCUGAUCCAGAAGGCCAGGGUUACUGCCAAGCAGGAUUUAGUCUGGAUUUUUAUAAGAAUGGAGACCUCAUAGUAGGAGGACCGGGAAGUUUUUACUGGCAAGGUCAGGUGAUCACUGCCAGUAUUGCAGAUAUCAUUGCAAAUUACUCAUUCAAGGAUAUUCUAAGGAAAUUGGCUCGAGAAAAACAGACAGACGUGGCUCCAGCUUCCUAUGAUGAUAGUUACCUUGGAUAUUCAGUUGCUGCUGGGGAAUUUACUGGAGACUCUGAGCAAGAACUGGUUGCUGGCAUUCCAAGAGGAGCACAGAAUUUUGGAUAUGUUUCAAUCAUUAACUCUACAGAUAUGACUUUUAUUCAGAACUUCACUGGCGAACAGAUGGCAUCUUAUUUUGGAUAUACGGUCACAGUGUCAGAUGUUAACAAUGAUGGAAUGGAUGACGUACUGAUCGGGGCACCUCUCUUUAUGGAACGUGAAUUUGAGAGCAGCCCUAGAGAAGUAGGGCAAGUUUACCUGUAUUUGCAAGUGAGCGCGCUUGUCUUCAGGGACCCGCAGAUCCUUGCAGGAACCGAGGUUUUUGGGAGAUUCGGUAGUGCUGUGGCACACUUAGGAGACCUGAACCAAGAUGGAUACAAUGACAUUGCCAUCGGAGCACCCUUUGCAGGCAAGGAUCAAAGAGGCAAAGUGCUCAUUUACAACGGGAACAAGGAUGGCUUAAACACCAAGCCUUCCCAAACUCUGCAGGGAGUGUGGGCCUCACAGACCAUCCCUUCGGGCUUCGGCUUUACUCUAAGAGGAGACUCAGACAUAGACAAGAAUGAUUACCCAGAUUUAAUUGUAGGUGCAUUCGGAACAGGAAAAGUAGCUGUUUACAGAGCAAGACCAGUUGUGACCGUGGAUGCCCAGCUUUUGCUGCACCCAAUGAUUAUCAAUCUGGAAAAUAAAACAUGCCAGAUUCCAGAGUCUCUGUCAUCUGUGGCCUGCUUCUCUUUAAGAGUAUGUGCAUCUGUAACAGGCCAGAGCAUUUCAAAUCCAAUAGGCUUGACUGCCGAGGUGCACGUAGACUCCCUAAAACAAAAAGGAGCCAUUAAGCGCACGCUCUUCCUUGACAACCAUCAGUCCCAUCGCAUCUUCCCCCUUCCCAUAAAGGGGCAGAAAUCCCUCCACUGCCAGGAUUUUGUCGUUUACCUCCGAGAUGAAACUGAAUUCCGAGAUAAAUUAUCUCCAAUCAACAUUAGCUUGAACUACAGUUUGGAUGAAUCCACCUUUAAAGAAGGCCCAGAAGUGCAACCGAUAUUGAAUUACUACAUGGAAAACACCGUGACCCAACAGGCUCACAUCCUGGUGGAUUGUGGCAAAGACAACGUGUGCAUUCCUGACUUGAAGCUGUCAGCUAGACCAGAUAAGCAUCAGGUCAUCAUUGGAGAUGAAAAUCAUCUUACGCUCAUAAUCAAUGCAAGAAACGAAGGAGAAGGUGCCUACGAAGCUGAACUCUUUGUGAUAAUACCAGAAGCGGCAGAUUAUGUUGGGAUUGAACGCAGCAACAAGGACCUGCGACCACUGAGCUGUGAGUACAAGAUGGAAAAUAUAACCAGGAUGGUGGUAUGUGACCUUGGGAACCCUAUGGUGGCAGGAACAAAUUAUUCUCUGGGCCUCCGAUUUGCAGUUCCACGUCUUGAGAAAACAAACAUGAGCAUUAACUUCGAUCUCCAAAUCAGAAGUUCCAACAAGGACAACCCAGACAGCAAUUUUGUGAGCCUGCAAAUCAACAUCACUGCUGUAGCUCAAGUAGAAAUAAGAGGAGUAUCCCACCCUCCGCAGAUUGUUCUGCCCAUUCGUAACUGGGAACCGGAAGAGGAGCCCCGCAAAGAGGAAGGAGUUGGACCAUUGGUGGAACAUAUUUAUGAGCUGCACAAUAUUGGACCGAGUACCAUCAGUGACACUCUUCUGGAGGUGGGCUGGCCAUUCUCUGCCCGGGACGAAUUUCUCCUCUACAUUUUUCAUAUCCAAACUCUGGGACCUCUGCAGUGUCAAACAAAUCCUAAUAUCAACCCACAGGAUAUAAAGCCCGCCGCCCCCCCAGAGGACACCCCCGAGCUGAGCGCCUUUUUGCGAAACUCGACCAUCCCUCAUCUUGUCAGGAAGAGAGACGUGCGGAUGCCGGAGCCCCACAGACAGAGCCCCGCAAAAAUCCUGAAUUGUACAAAUAUCGAGUGCUUACAAAUCUCCUGUGCAGUGGGGCGGCUAGAAGGAGGAGAAAGCGCCGUCCUAAAAGUCAGGUCACGGUUAUGGGCCAAGACCUUCCUCCAGAGAAAAAAUGAUCCCUAUUCUCUUGCAUCCCUGGUGUCCUUCAAAGUUAAGAAGAUGCCUUAUAAAGAUCAGCCAGCAAAACUCCCAGAAGGAAGCAUAGCAGAAACAUUCAGGAAAUCACCGUACCUCCCUGAGGCUUGUGGAUUCUUUGACAGAGCGAGACCCCCCCAAGAUGAUAUGAAUGACAGGGAGCAAUUGACAGAUGAGAAAGCCACGGAGGCGUGAGAAGUAAAAAACCCAAGCUCAAAACACACAAACACUGGUCCUGUUCAAGGAAAAGAAGGAACACAAAGGUUCAGUAAAGGUUUCCCUGUACUUGCCAGUGACCUAGGAAAUGGAAGGGCCCCAGAAAUAUCACUUCAUCUAUGCUGCACUUUGGAGAAGCUGCCACAGAGCCCAGAGAUCCUUCUGGGUGACGUAACGUCCAUCCUCAACACCGUGGAAACCAUUAGCAAUCAUGGAAGACGUCUUUUGCUUUAGUCGUUCUGUCUUUGGCAGACGCUCUGAAAUGGGCACGGGAACUCAAGUUGCUUUCCAGGUAAAUCCAACUCAAGUUGCAGAGAUGAACUGUCUGAAUCACAAUCGACUUCGGAAGGUGAACUAGGACCGAACCUUCCAACGCUACUGCAUCCAACGGAAUAUUCGACACCUCCCUAUGGAAAAGAAAUGUUUCUAAUGAAGUUAUGGCUCAGGGAGACAAGCGUUAUGUUGUUAGUACUGUGAAAGUACUUUUGAAACGACAAAGAUGAUCUUGUAACUGAGGAUAAAAAUUUAUUUAUUUAUUCUCCAUGGCUCUAGGCAGAUGUUCUGGUCAUCUAGAAUAUUUGGACAUUACAAUUUGGUUAGCUGGUUUUUGAAAUCACUCACUAAAUUUCCUUCUAAGAUAACCAUCUUGUGCAGAUAAAUUAACAGAGCUUCUUCAGGAUUUAGACAGUGUUAAGGAAAAGCAGACAGUUUCACUUAAUACCAUGCCACCUGCUACCUGAAAUCACUUUUAUUCACAUUUUCCGGGGACUCACAUCUGCUUAAUUUAGCUUUGCAAAAAGAUGUAUUUAUACUUCCUUUUAGAGAAACAAAAAUCUUCCCAUUGACUUAAUUAGCUAGAAAUACACAAAUUUCAAGGUACUCCGGAACCUGUCUGGUGGUUAAAAGUAAUGGUAAAAUUUCUAGAGUCCAUUAACAAAAAAGGAAUUUUACAAUAUGGGCGAGCAUUAUUUUUAAUAUCUAUAAGAAGCAACGCCAAUAUUUAGCUUGGGAUUAAAUACCUAUUUUCUCUACUGUACCUCAAAUUUAUAUACACAGGGAAGAUGUGUUAAGCAUACAUGGGAAAGAAAUAUAAAGUUAUGCAGAUGUGAGAUGAACCCAGAAAAGGGAUUCCUAAGAAUUUUAUUUACCAUUGUCUAUUCUAACUUUACUACUCAUUUUUACUGCUAAUCUUUAUAGUACAUACGUUUGGAAAAUAAUCUUUAUUCAAGCUAUUCUCCUGUCAUCUAAAAUUUAACCAUCACAAAAAGUUGAUGUUUAAGACUCUUGUAAAUUAUCCAUAACCGUGUGUAAUGUCAUCAUUUUUGAAGUAAACCUGACCAGCCAAAUUCAUAUAAUCUGCACAAUUUUGUAUCCUUUUUAUGAUAAUGAAAAAUUACUAUGAAGAAAUCCUGAACAAAUUUUAUAUUUAUGUGCAAUAUUUUACAGACCUAUGUAUCUAAAGCAUGUUUACACUGGCAUUAGUUAUAUUUGUAAUUAAUAUGCUGAAUAUUACAUAUAAUAGAGCAAGCGGACAAAAUCCUUCAGUUUACAAAGCAGUUGGAAAAUUUGUAUUCCCGAUGUCAACAAUCACACUUUAUUUGAAAGAUGAGCCAAACUCACAGACACUAAAUUUUCUGUCAUGCCUUGAUCUGGAGGCAAGCCAUUUGGCUACAGCUGCAGAGCUUCAUUGGAAACCAAAUGCACGGCACAUGGAAGAAUACUCUGAUGCAGUUCAUAUUUUUCCCACUUGUGAAUUAAAUCCUGUCAUGGUAGCAGUUUCAAGUGUGUAAGGACUGAUGUCUGGCUCCAGUAUGUAUGGCUGACUGUGGGUGAGAACUGCAGGUGCCUCAGAGAGUUUGAGGGUCCCACACCAGCCUCUGCGGGUCUUCCAUGUUAGUCGUCUAGGUAGAAUUGGUUUUACAGGAAGGUGGUUGUCUGUAUAUGAUUGGAAGAGUGCCUGACAGGUUUCUCUGCCCCCAGGUAAUGCCCUAACUCUUGUCAUUGUGCCUGACUUGGGCCAAUAGGGAUUAGCUCCUCAGGAUUUGGGGUCAAAAAAGGUCCCUGAGAAAACAUACCCAUUGCCUUUUAAGCUAACAUUUGUGAAGGAACUCAGAACUUCUAGGGCUACAUAAAUGUAGAACCCCAUGAACCGGGUCACACAGACAGCUGGAGGAAAGUAGAGAUGACAGGAACAAGACUGGGACCCAGAAGGAUCAAGGUCUGGGGGCUUCCUCACAGUCGUAGCCAAGAGUGGUCCUCUCUAGGGGGAUGGGCACUGCUACCUACAGGCACUUGACAGGGGAUCAUCAUGCACACCGUGGCCCCUCUCCCAUCUCAGAUAUGGAAGCAAAUGGAGGAAGGGGGACACCUGAGGUCAGGUGAACCCACCAGUCAUCAAUUCCUGAGCAUCCCUUCUGCUUGAGGAACACUCUCUAUCAAUGCACUGAGAGUAUCUGCUUCCCAUAUAGCAUCGUCAAAUGCUUUCAUAAUUCAUGUUGUACCAUGCCUCUGUUGGAGUCUAUGUAUAUUUUAGAUAUCCCUGUUAAAAUUCGUGCAGCUGGUUUUGAAGACGUGGGGAAAAUGGGCAAAUCAAAUGGGAAAAUCAUACACUUGGAGGUUUUUAUUCAGUAAACAAACAGCAUGGACUAGUCGCCACUGAAACCCCACGCUUUCAACUCAACUCCUUUCUUUUUCUUCUUUUAUUUAAAUACAUGUGUAGAUAUCUGUGAAGAUUGUCACAUACCUAUUUACCUUGUCACUAAUAAAAUGAAAAAAUAAAGACAUGA
Messenger RNA from Leptonychotes weddellii (Weddell seal), 5969 nucleotides. The record is from RefSeq and is a predicted model, not a curated record. Lineage: Eukaryota; Metazoa; Chordata; Mammalia; Carnivora; Phocidae.